CCUUCAUUUGAUGUGACAUUCAAGCUAACCCAAAACCCUUCCAAAUCAGACGCCAACCAUCAAGUCCGCCUCUACCGCCCAGAUUUCUCUGUCGAGCCUCCAAGUUCACUUUCAAAAAGAUGAGUAAGGAGAAGACUCAAGUUGUACCCUGCAUCUUUGGGUUAUUGAACGUGGGUUUUGCUAAUCAAAUCUGUUGUUCCAAUACAUUUUUCCCACAUCUCUUUCAUCUUAGAAGAUUUCAUGUAGUAUCGAGUAAUUCGGCAUUGGUUAGUGAGAAUGCAUCGGGAAGUUCACACAUUGUGCCACGAACCAGAUUUAAGCUAGGUUUUGGAACUGCUUCGAAUGGAUUUCCAAGUUCAUAUGAGCGAUUUUCGUUGUAUUCUUUUUUCUCGACUAAGCCUAUGUCAAGGUCUUUUAGGAGGAGAGCUAGUAAGAGACGAAAAGCCAAUAGCAAACCUAGUCUUGAUGAAGAUCAAUUUCAAAGGGUGGUUUCUCAACUUCUCCCUAGGUUUAUUCCUGAAGAACUCGCUAAUCUCAUGGCCCAGCAAGAUGAUCCUCUUGUGUGUCUUGAGUUGUUCAAUUGGGCCUUGCAGCAGCCGAGGUUCAAGCACGGGAUUUGCACUUACCACAUUGUGAUAAAGAAGCUUGGUGUUGCACAAAUGUACCAAGAGAUGGAUGAUAUUGUCAACCAAGUGCUCUCUCUCUCUCAUUUUGGAAAUGAGGCUCUUUUCAACACCAUUAUUUACUUUUUUACAGAAGCUAGGAAGUUGACUCGAGCUAUCAAUAUAUUCAACCACAUGAAGAGCAGCAGAUACUUAGAUUGUAGGCCUUCAAUUAGAACCUAUAAUAUUCUUUUCUCGGCAUUUUUGAGUAGGGGAAGAAAUUCUUACAUAAACCAUGUGUAUAUGGAUACAGUUAGGUUUCUGUUUAGGCAAAUGGUGAAUGAUGGUAUUGAGCCUGAUAUUUUCUGUUUGAACUCCAUGGUUAAGGGGUAUGUACUUUCCCUUCAUGUCAAUGAUGCACUUAGGAUAUUUCACCAGAUGGGCGUGGUGUAUAACUGCUUGCCGAACGUGUUUACGUAUGAUUAUCUGAUCCACGGGCUAUGUGCCCAAGAAAGGACGUACAAUGCUAUGGAGUUAUGCAGUGAAAUGAAGACUAAAGGCUUUGUUCCAAGUUCUAAAUCAUACAACUCGCUUGUAAAUGCUUUGGCUCUCAGUGGAGAGAUUGAUGAGGCAGUGAAGUAUCUGUGGGAGAUGAUUGAGCAGCGGAGAUCGGCUGAUUUUAUUACGUACAGAACAAUAUUAGACGAGGUAUGCAGAAGAGGGAGGGUUGAGGAGGCCAUGAAGCUGUUGAAGGAGUUCCGAGAGAAAGACCUCUUGGAUGGACAUACGUACAAAAAGCUUCUGUAUGUGCUUGAAGAUGAUAUUGGACAUUCGAUGGACCAAGAUCGGUUCAGUUAGGUUGAUGCAGUUGUUUCACUUGGAAGUUUGAUGAAAGGUGAAUUCCUCUUACGUGGCAAGUAAUUCUCCCUUACAUCCGAUGCUCAGGCAGAUGUUCUCUUAUUAGAUCCACCCCAAGAAAUGGGAGCAACCCGGGGAAUGGCUAUGCCAUGCAUUUUCUCUACAUGGACAAAUCCCAAAAUAUUAAAAGGUAGAAAACCUCCUUGACACUGGCACCCUCUCCCAACGGGGUCCUUGAAUCUAAUUGUAGUUGAGGCUGUGGUUGAGUCCUUGAUUUGCUUUGUCGUCCUCACUUGGCUGAACGUCAUGCUUUUAAGCAUUGUUCGUCUUUUGUGCGUUCACAAAGUUGGCAGAUUUUGCCGAAUCUGAUUCUAAUAUGGUGGUUGCUGCAGUUAACUCCAGUAGUUUUAUUGGCCGUAAUGAAGCCCUUACGGCUGGUAUUUGUGU
This is a messenger RNA of Morus notabilis, 1907 nucleotides long. Its product is annotated as pentatricopeptide repeat-containing protein At2g27800, mitochondrial. Gene Ontology annotation, molecular function: protein binding. The transcript is spliced from 4 exons. The record is from RefSeq and is a predicted model, not a curated record. The coding region runs from base 120 to 1460 and encodes 446 amino acids. NCBI's taxonomy places the organism in Eukaryota, Viridiplantae, Streptophyta, Magnoliopsida, Rosales, Moraceae.